Messenger RNA from Saxophila tyrrhenica, 4641 nucleotides. RefSeq lists its product as uncharacterized. The transcript has a single exon. NCBI's taxonomy places the organism in Eukaryota, Fungi, Ascomycota, Dothideomycetes, Mycosphaerellales, Extremaceae. Gene Ontology annotation, molecular function: protein binding. The record is from RefSeq and is a predicted model, not a curated record. Bases 1 to 4641 code for a protein of 1546 amino acids.
AUGAGCAGCUACCUGUGGAAAGCAUACUACGAAAACGAUGUUCUGGGCUUCCAGCAACAUCUGCUGGCCGCGGCCGCGAAUGGCAGACCGUAUACGGCGGCAAGAGGUGGGCAGGUGAUUGGGAGUCCGGCGCAGAUUGGGAGUUCUCCGAAUGUGCCCGCGAAGGCACGGAGGCAGGGGCAGCAUGGUACGCCUGGCGGGUUGAGCAAGGCCGACGUGAAUGCGCGGGAUAAUACUGGGCAGACUUUGCUGCAUCAUGUCGCUUCGUGGACGGAUGUUGAGGCGGUUGGGUUCGCCAGCGCGCUGAUUGAUCAUCCGUCCGUCGACUUGUAUGUGCAGGACUAUGAGAAUGGGUGGACUGCGCUGCACCGCGCGUUCUACUUCGGCAACGUCACGAUAGCCCGGUUGGUACUCGAGCGAGACGCAAGCAACGCUUUCGGCAGGACCAGUGGACAGACGCACCAGACUGUUGGUCUGAUCAAGAUCAAGGAUAAAGAAGGUCAUGGUCCGCUCGAUCUUUAUGCCGCCACCAUCAAGGACAGGACACUACGACCAGAUGUGACUCGCAGGGCUAGAUCUGGUUCUGAUGCAAGUGACGAUGAUCGACCUGGCCCAGACAACGACAAUGAGGAUGGCAAGGUCCGCAUCGGCUUCAAUAACAUCAAGUGCGACCAACUCUUCAAUUUUGGCAGCAACAAGAAUGCUUCUCUUGGCUUUGGUGACGGUGGCGACCGUCAGUUUCCAGAGCGCAUCCAUUUGCGACGCCCGGCGCAUCUUAUCAAACGCUUCUAUGCCGAGCAUCUCGAAGAAGAGGAACGGAAGUGGACGAGGCACGAUCUGACUCAUCGACCAAAGCGGGUGGAUCUGUCCGAUAUGUGGGUGGAGGACAUCCCGUGGCUGCCCAAGAGCCGACCCUUGACCAUUCAGGACGUCCACAUGUCGAAGCUUCAUUCCGCCAUCCUCACCACAGACCCAGAGUCCAACUUGUACAUGUGCGGACAUGGACAGGGCGGUCGGCUGGGUAUUGGAGACGAGCAAACUCGUUUCAACUAUGUCUGCGUGGAGAGCGGAGCACUUUCAGGCAAGCGGGUGGCAACUGUAGCCCUUGGCCUCAAUCAUACACUCGCCAUCUCCGAAGAAGGAGAAAUCUUCAGCUGGGGCAACAAUGGCUUUGGUCAGCUUGGCUACAGUCUCCCGAAGACUGCCUCGAGCGAUGAAGAUCCAGUCAGCACCAUUCCGCGACAGAUAUUCGGUCCACUGAAACGGGAGAUCGUGGCAGGUGUCGCAGCGUCGCGGAUUCAUUCAGUCGCGCAUACUGGAAGCUCCCUGUUCACGUUCGGCAAGAACGAAGGCCAGCUCGGUAUCGUGGACUCUGACGCGAGAUCCCUUGAAGUGCAGACCACUCCGCGGAAGGUCGCCGCUUCCCUAUUUGCAUCCAACAUCGCUGCCGUUACUGCGAUGGACAAAGCUACAGUGUGUCUACUCGAGAGCCAUGAAGUGUGGGUGUUUGCCAACUAUGGUUACGCCAAAGUGCCGUUCCCGCUUGAAGGCUUCACCAAUUACUUCCUGAAGCAGAGCUUCCUCGUGACGACUUACGAUCAAGAAGCGAACCGCAUUGUCAAGGUUACUUGCGGUGGCGACACCUUGUGUGCUCUGUCCAGCCGAGGCGAGAUCUACACCCUUUCCAUCAGCCAGCGACAAGACAAUCAGACCAGCUCAUCCACGACGAAUCCCGCCAAGAUUCGCAGUGCUAUCACUCCGGCUCAAUGCAUCUGGUCGCCGAAGAAGAACAGCAUGGCUGCUAGAGACGUUGGCGUGGAGGCGGAUGGUUCGAUCAUCCUCUCCACGGAGGAAGGCAGCGUCUGGAAGCGCACCAAGCGAGCAACGCUCAAGGAUGCCACGGCCUCAGCAACUGGUGAUUACAAGCCCAAGGACUACAAGUUCUCUCGUAUUCCGGGCUUGACGAGAGUUCUGGCCGUACGCACUUCUGCCCACGGAGCCUACGCUGCUUUGAGGAAAGACUGCGAUGUCACGAAGACGCAGAUUGUUGUCGAGAACCAGAGCUUAUGGAAGGACUUGUUCCAGCUGCUGUCCUUGAGGAAACCUACCACUGCCAAGCAUGAGGUCGAUGAUGAGAUGGAUGAGGAGACGAGACACCGCUUCUGGCAAGGCCAUCGCAAGCCCGAUCCUGUGCUUAUGCUGAAGCGUGCCGUGCUCGACAGCAACGACAUCGAAGCCGAUUUUGAGGACCUGGCCGACCAGCACGCCUCAGACUCAUCCUCGAAUUAUGAUGCGUUGAUUGGCACGACGACAUCGAAGGUCAAGAUUCCUGUUCACCGCUUCAUGCUGACAGCCCGGAGCCGUGUCUUGCGGCGUGGCUUCCGCAACUUAUGCGAGACGUCCACCUUCACCACUGAUGUCUUCAAGUGCGAGAUCGCCGCGGGUGGUGAGACAGUGAUCGAGUUCAAGGGCGCCGAUAUUCUGACGAUCGUUAAUCUGGUCAUCUACCUCUACACCGACCAGCUGGUGGAUUUCUGGCAUUUCACCCGCAACAUCAAGAAGCCCCUGGCAGACCGGUAUCGAGCAAUCCGCGGCGAGCUGAUGAAGGUAGCUACCAAGCUCGAAUUGGACAAGCUGGAAGUCGCGGCACGGCAGAUGGUGCAGCCAAGGGCAUGUCUGAACGUGGACUUUGAGGUCGCCUACGCUGACCCUGCGUUCUUCUUCGACGGGGACGUGGUCGUCCAGCUUGAGGAUGAAGAUGUGCGGGUACACAGCGCACUUGUCCGGUCUCGCUGCCCGUUCUUUGAGGGGCUGUUCAUGGGUCAUGCUGGUGGACGAUGGCUUACCGGACGCACCGACGACGACAUCACCGUGGACUUGAAGCAUGUCAACUGGAAAACUUUCUCCAUGGUCUUGAGACAUAUCUAUGCAGACACCGGAGCCGAGAUGUUCGAUGACAUCGUCAGCGUCAGUUUGGACGACUUUUUGGACACGAUCAUGGACGUUCUAAGUGUGGCGAACGAGCUCAUGCUUGAUAGGCUAUCGCAGAUCUGCCAGGAGGUCAUCGGUCGCUUCGUCGAUGUCCGCAACGUCUGCGGUCUGCUGAACGCCAUCUCGCCUACCUCGGUGCAUGAAUUCAAAGAUGCUGCACUCGAGUACCUGUGUCUAAGCUUGGAGUCGCUGCUGCAAGGCCAUCACCUCAAUGAAUUGGACGAGGAUCUGCUGGAAGAGCUGGACAAUGUGGUGAGGGAGAAUCAAUUGGCUUGCAUGCCUUUCGCGAAAAGUGGCCGGGCUGAGCUUCUGCUCCAUGAACGCCAUCCGGAGCUUGCUGGUACCAUUGAUCAAAACCGCCGGGCGAAGAUCGAUGCGAUGGCUCUUCGAGCACGGCAUGUGGGCUUGGACACCUUUUCACCCGGUUCGGUUGGCGAUGAAGUCACUUCUCCCCUGACGCAGGCGAAGGCGCGGCAGAAGUCGGCCAGUCUACUUACUCCAGCGUCGCCGAAGCUGAAGGCUAAGGCGUCCACGAAGGACAUGAUGUUUGCAAUGGACGACGAGUUCGACCCAGCUUCACGAUCACCGGAGCAGUCGCCUUCCAUUCGGCCAAUGACUAAGACUCGGGCUCAGGAUGCAAUGGCGACCAGCUCACGGGAAGAUACGUGGUAUGAUUCGCGUGGGCGUGUCAUGCCUUCCCCAAAGAUGGGCUCGCAGACAGCGUCUGGCCCUGAAACACCCCGAUCGCCGCAGAUGCCAGGUCGAACACCAACGAGCGGCGCGCAGCCGUGGAGACUAACGCCUUUGACUGCUCCUAAGACCGACAUGAAGGACAUCAUGGCGCAGGCUGCGUCCACGAAUCGAACGUCGACGCUUUCCCAAGGUCUGGCGAGGUCAGAUAGUGUAGACGUUCCGUCGCCGUUUAGCCUGCCAGCACCAAAGAUGUCGCAGAAGGAUCGUAAGCGGCUGCAGCAUUCUCAGCAGUCCGAGGGUGCAGUCCCGCAAGUCGAAUCGAAGCCGCAACCGGCUGCUACGAAGACUCCAGCAGCGUGGCAGCCUGUGGGCGCCCAGAAGCCGGCUACGUUGAAAGAGAUCAUGAGUGGGCCUAGCAGCAGCAGUCCUACGAACAAGCCGCCUGCUGCACGAGCGGCGAGCACGCCACAACUUACCAUGCGCCAGACCGUCGCGAAUGCUAAGACGUCCAGCCAGAGCGGCAAGCCAGCGAUAGGCCCAAGUGGUCAACCUAACAUUCAGCACCGCAGCAUCUCCGAGUCCAAGCAGCCCGCCACCGCCUCUCCAGAGUCCACCCCCCCGCCACAAGUCACCCACCACUCGAACAGCAAGCCCAUCCCGCAAUCGAUCAGGCACCAACCGCCCCCCGAGCCUAUACUUGGCCUCUCGAUGUCCGAGAUCGUCGCGCAGCAGCAACUCGAAAAGGACGUGGUCAAGGAAGCUGUGGCGCCUCGGGAUCUGAACGACAUCCAGGCUGAGCAGGAGUUCGAGGAAUGGUGGAGUAGGGAGAGCGCGAGAGUGCAGGAAGCGGAGAAGAAGGAGGCUGAGGGGAAAGGCAGAGCGCCCAAGAAGGGGAGGCAUAGGGGUAGGAAGGGUGGGAAGGGGGCGAAGGGGGAGGGGGGUGCUGCUGCUGGUUGA